GUGAGCCCAUUAUGCAGCAGAUUUUCCAAAAAGAGUUUUCUCCCUCGUCAAGUCUUCUAAUCUUCCCUCUCAUAUAUUCAUCACAAUAUUAUUACAUACCAUUCCACAAAAUAAUCACAGCUUAAAACCCUUUCAUUACACUCUACUAGUAUUAUCAGUAUAAUUUUUCAGUCAAAGAAAGCUCAUUUUUAAUGGAGAUCGAUUCUCAGGAGUAUCAACUGAGCAACGAACUUCGAGGUCAUGAAGACGAUGCUAGGAGAAUUUGCGUUUGCGACAAUGUGGGUAUUGCGACGUCGUCUAGGGAUAAAACGGUGAGGUUUUGGCCUGUUGAUCCGGCGAACAAGAACAAAGUGUUGUCGUCGCCGAAGAUUAUGGUAGGGCACACUAGUUUUGUGGGCCCGCUCGCGUGGAUUGCUCCGAAUGAUGAGUUCCCGGAAGGUGGGAUUGUGUCUGGAGGGAUGGAUACUUUGGUGAUGGUGUGGGACUUGAAGAGUGGAGAGAAAGCUCAUAUUUUGAGGGGGCAUCAAAUGCAGGUUACCGGCAUUGCUUUGGAUGAUGGCGAUAUCAUUACCUCGUCCAUUGAUUGCACUUUGAAAAGAUGGAGGAAUGGGAAGGCUGUGGAUUCUUGGGAGGCUCAUAAUUCUCCGGUACAAGCUGUGAUAAAGUUACCAUCAGGCGAGCUUGCUACAGGAUCCAGUGACACAACGCUCAAACUUUGGAAGGGAAAAACAUGUGUACACACGUUUGUUGGACAUAAUGAUACCGUACGAGGCCUGGCUGUAAUGUCAGAUUUGGGAAUAAUUUCUGCCUCACAUGAUGGUUCUGUGCGACUCUGGACGCUGACGGGUGAAGUUCUCAUGGAGAUGGUUGGGCACUCAUCAAUUGUAUAUUCUGUCGAUUCACACAUCUCUGGUGUUGUUGCUAGUGGCAGUGAAGAUUCCUCGGCAAAAAUAUGGAAAGAUGGUGUAUGCGUUCAAAGUAUCGAGCAUCCUGGAUGUGUUUGGGAUGUCAAGUUCUUGGAAAAUGGUGAUCUUGUUACGGCAUGUUCUGAUGGAGUAGUGCGCAUCUGGACAACACAUGCAGAUAGAACAGCAGACCCUAUGGAGCGUGAAACUUAUCUGUCACAACUAGCUAAUUACAAGAUCAGUAGAAAGAGAGUUGGAGGCUUGAAACUGGAGGAGUUGCCUGGAUUGGAUUCGUUACAAGUUCCAGGUACAGUUGAAGGACAAACCAAAAUUGUCAGAGAAGGAGACAAUGGUGUAGCCUAUUCAUGGAAUAUGAAAGAGUAUAAGUGGGAUAAAAUUGGCGAGGUUGUUGAUGGACCUGAGGAUGGCCUUAAACGUCUUGUACUUGAUGGGAAGGAGUAUGAUCAUGUGUUUGAUGUUGAUAUUGGAGAUGGAGAGCCUAUUCGUAAGCUGCCUUAUAAUCGAUCAGAUAAUCCAUAUGACACUGCUGAUAAGUGGCUUCUUAAGGAGAAUCUUCCAAUCUCUUAUCGCCAACAAGUUGUAGAUUUCAUUCUUGAGAACACUGGUCAGAAAGCAUUUUCUUUUGAUCCAACAUUCCGUGAUCCUUACACUGGAUCAAAUGCUUAUGUGCCUGGGGAUACUUCUAGCAAGCAUGCUAUUUCUGCUAAACCUACUUUCAAGCACAUACCCAAGAAAGGAGUCCUUGUCUUCGACGUGGCCCCAUUUGAUGGAAUUCUGAAAAAACUGUCUGAAUUUAACAAUAGCCUCUCCUCUGACCAGAACCAGAUGCAGCUCUCUCUUACAGAAGUGGAAACGUCUAGAAUUGGUGCUGUUGUAAAGAUUUUGAAAGAUACGUCAUAUUAUCACAGUAGCAGUUUUGCGGAUGUGGACAUUGACUUGUUGUUAAAACUACUGAAUUCCUGGCCAUUAUCUAUGAUUUUUCCAGUUAUCGAUAUCUUGCGAAUGGUCAUUUUGCACCCAGAUGGAGCUUCUAAACUGCUCAAGCACCUAAAUAGUGGAAAUGAUGCACUAUUGCAGAUGGUCAAGAAAGUUACGAUGAACCCGUUGAUUCCAGCAAAUGUUUUGACUGGUCUUCGUGCAUUAACCAAUAUGUUCAAGAACCCAUGUUUCCACCAGUGGAUUCAAUAUCAUCGUAGCGAGAUACUUGAUGCAUUUUCUGGGUGCUACACAUCUAAUAAGAAUACGCAGUUUGCUUAUUCCACAUUGAUCCUCAAUUUUGCUGUGCUGUUGAUCGAAAAGAGAGAUGAAGAAGGACAAUUACAAGUACUUUCAGCUGCUCUUGAGGUUGCUGAAGCAGAGAAUUUGGAAGUGGAUUCGAAGUUUCGUGCUCUGGUUGCUAUAGGAUCACUGAUGCUCGACGGAUCUGUGAAGAAAAUAGCAUUGGAUUUCGAUGUUGAGAGCAUUGCAAAAGCAUUUAAGUCCUCCAAGGAUACAAAAGUUGCUGAAGUUGGGGCUGACAUUGAAGCACUGGCAAAGCAAAGUUAAGAUCACAUUUUAGAUGAAAAACAUACAUCCUGUUGAUUUUUGAACGAGGACCGUCAAGGAAGAUACUGUUAAACCAGUACAUGAAAGUGAAACAUUGUGAUCUUCUGACUUGUACAGCUAUAAAAGAAUUGCAUUUUUCUUUCUUUAUGGGUAUAAAUCAUGUUUCAACUA
Molecule: messenger RNA, 2642 nt
Organism: Beta vulgaris subsp. vulgaris (sugar beet)
Lineage: Eukaryota; Viridiplantae; Streptophyta; Magnoliopsida; Caryophyllales; Amaranthaceae
Exons: 22
Coding region: 192-2471 (759 amino acids)
Biological process (GO): proteasome-mediated ubiquitin-dependent protein catabolic process; ubiquitin recycling
Cellular component (GO): cytoplasm; nucleus
Molecular function (GO): ubiquitin binding
Source: RefSeq, a predicted model, not a curated record